AUGCUUUUUAUCUCCACUGUUAUUACCCUCGCGGCCGUGAUCUCCCCCGCCUUCGCCGCCGAGUGCUACUACCAAUCGGGCGGCACCAACUGUGUGAACAAGGCCGAACUCCAGAACCACGCUAGGCGGUGGUGUGACGUCCACUAUAGUCUGAUUGAUGGAAACUGGGACGAGUUCCAUGAUUCUCAGGGAAAUACAGCCUUGCUCGGGAAGAUUGGCAAUUUCGAGAGCUCAGCGGACUGCCAAGCUGCGUACGCGAACAUUAUAAGUGAAUGCUAUGGUACUAAGAAUGGUGGCUCCUGGACUUAUCUUGCCAGUCUCAACAUUGACUUCUGCAGCUGGCCGUCACUUUCUUGA
Messenger RNA from Penicillium riverlandense, 357 nucleotides. RefSeq lists its product as uncharacterized. The transcript has a single exon. The record is from RefSeq and is a predicted model, not a curated record. Lineage: Eukaryota; Fungi; Ascomycota; Eurotiomycetes; Eurotiales; Aspergillaceae. The coding region runs from base 1 to 357 and encodes 118 amino acids.